GUUGUCCUCGCCCAGCAUCAGCUCAUCCAUCAACAGCUCAUCCAUCACAGCUCGGUGCUCAGCUGGCUGGCAUUAUCCUUUUCAUCAAAUCGACUCCACUACACGCUUGUGAACGAGAUGUCGGAUGAGAAGGCACCUCUCAUACCGCGCUCCGUCGGGACUCACGCGAGGGCGGAAUCGGCUCCGCGGCGUCACCGCUAUACUUCCAGAAGGACCGCAUUGAGGGUGCUGGGUGCUACUGCUGCUGCUGGAAUUCUCUACUACAGUAUUCCUGAAGUCACGGCGCACUCUGCUAAGAACAAGUUAUGUCUGACGCCAGCAUGUGUGCACGCAGCAUCUGAGAUUCUCUAUAAUCUCUCACCCAACUACAAAGAGCUAGAUCCCUGUACUGACUUUGAGGAGCUUGUGUGUGGUGGUUGGCGAGACCGACAUGACCUGCGUCCGGAUCAAGGUGAUGCGUUCACGGGCACCAUCAUGAACGAGAACUCAGAGUUACUGCUACGCCAUAUCCUGGAAGCUCCAUAUCCAAAAGACUCUCAGCACUCGUACUUCUCACCUAUGCAGUUGGUAGCUGUGCAGAAGUCUGCCGACGAGCAGAAUUUUGACAAGAUGAAAGCUGUAUAUGACGCCUGCCUGGAUGAGGACAAGAUCAAGAGCCUAGGUGUUGAGCCACUUCUCAAAGUACUUGAAGAGGUCAAGAAGGCAUACCCACAAGGCGGUGCUGCAUCCCUCCUUGCAAGGUACGGUGUGACCGGCUUGAUUGCGACUGGCACCGGUGCCGAUGAUCGUGACCCUGACACUGUUGUUGUUUCUGUUGCUGCGCCGUACUCGUUCGGCCUACCGAGCAAAGAGCGCUACGAAGACGACAAGUUAGUCGAGAAGUACCGCAGUGUUACUGUCAAAGUACUCGCUGCUCUGUACCCCGAUGCGAAAGAGGAGUCGUUCUCAAAGAUCAUCGAUUUCGAAAAGAAGCUAGCAGCUGCUUCACCCAGCACUGAGGACCGCGAGGACGUCACCAAAUACUACAACCCGAUGAGUCUCGACAGCGCCAACAAACUAGCUCCCGAGGUCGAUCUCAGGGGACUCCUUCACGAUCUUGCACCUAAGGACGUCAGUGUUGACCGCAUUAUCGUCAUGGCACCAGAGUACCAGAGCAAGCUGUCUUCUAUCCUGAACGAAACUGAUAGCGAGGUCGUGAUGAACUACUUUGUGUGGAAGGCUGUGCAGUCGUUCUCGGGCUACAUUGAUGCAGAAGAAGUCAAGCCUUACAGAAGAUUUCUCAAUGAGCUCGCAGGCAAGGACCCUGAUUCCACACCUGAGCGAUGGCGAACAUGUGUCGGUCACGUUGACGGUGGCGUAGGAUGGAUUUUGAGCAGGUUCUUCAUUGAGAAAGCUUUCUCCGCUGAAGCAAAGAAGUUUGGUGACACUAUCAUCACUGACAUAAAGACUGAGUUUGCCAAGAAACUUCAGGCUACGAAGUGGAUGGACAAGUCCACCACCAAGCAGGCCGUCAACAAGGUCCACAACAUCAUCCAGAAAAUCGGAUACCCUACCGAGAGCCCGAAUAUUAUGGACCCCCCAAGCCUCGAGAACUACUACCACUCUGUUAAUGUCUCAUCUGAUGCAUUUCUGCAGAAUGCCCUCUCGAUGCUUCGCUUCGCUAUCGAUGACGAAUGGUCAGCAUUAGGCAAGCCGGUCGAUCGCGAUCAGUGGGGCAUGACUGCGUCGACUGUUAAUGCUUAUUACAAUCCACCUGGCAACGAGAUCGUUUUCCCUGCCGGCAUCAUGCAGUUCCCAGUAUUCGAUGUCAACGUCCCCGCAUACAUGUCGUAUGGUGCAUUCGGCUCUGUUGCGGGUCACGAGCUCAGCCACGCUUUUGACUCAACUGGCCGUCACUAUGAUCAAAAUGGCAACUACACAGACUGGUGGUCCAAUUCGACAGUCGAUAGCUUUAGAGAGCGUGCUGAAUGCUUCGUCAACCAAUACUCGAACUUUUCCGUACCCGGAACCGACGGCAAGCCUCUCCACGUCAAUGGCCGUCUUACUUUGGGCGAGAACAUCGCUGAUGCUGGCGGUCUGUCUGCCUCUUACCAGGCUUGGAAGCUUCGCGCCCACAAGAAACCCAACCAGGAUCUUCCCGGCCUUGAACACUUCACACAAGAUCAACUCUUCUUUGUCACUUAUUCCAACUGGUGGUGUGGCAAAUCACGCAAGGAAAACGCGAUUAAUAGGAUAUACACCGACCCUCAUGCACCAAAGUGGGCACGUAUCCUGGGUACCAUGGCCAACAGCCGCGAAUUCAGAAACAGUUUCCAAUGCAAGGACAAGAAGCCUACCUGCCAGUUGUGGUAAGCGGACUAAAUCGUCUACCGGCAGACUGAGUGCGAGAGCAAACUACUUACUAUGUAUCACUACGCAAAUGGAGUUCCUGAUUUUCUGAUAUACUCAUUUACAGUGUCGACGAACAUCGCAUUAUGUCCAGACCUGGCACUAUCACCUUCUUGCUAGCCUUG
Molecule: messenger RNA, 2513 nt
Organism: Boeremia exigua
Lineage: Eukaryota; Fungi; Ascomycota; Dothideomycetes; Pleosporales; Didymellaceae
Product: peptidase family M13
Exons: 5
Coding region: 118-2352 (744 amino acids)
Biological process (GO): protein processing
Cellular component (GO): plasma membrane
Molecular function (GO): metalloendopeptidase activity
Source: RefSeq, a predicted model, not a curated record